UCGUGGGGCAGCCAGCCGGGAGCAGCGGGUAGUCAGGCAGCCGGCCCCUCAGCCCCGGCCAGAGAGACGCAGUCAGUAAACACAAAAGUAAGAGCCACUCAAGGGGCAGCCAAAGCAGGAGGAGAGGAAGAGAAGGACAAAAAGGGAAAAAAAAAAAAAAAGAAAAAAGAAAAAAAAAAAAAAGGAAAAAGAGGAGGAAAAAAAGAAAAAGAAAGGAAAGGGCUCGCUCGCUUUCUAGAACAACAAAAUACCUGAUCGUAACAAAAUAACAUCCUUCAGACCAAAUCCAGCAGGGACUUGACAUACCAAAAAGGCAAGGCGAGGAGAGCGAGGCAGGGCGCGGGGAAGGCGAGCCAGAGCCGCGACCGCUGCCAGGGCAGGAGAGCAGCAUGUCAAGCGCAGGGGCAGCCACGGAUGAACGCUGCCGGCAGCCAGCCUUCCUCCCCGGCCCGCCGCCGCCGACACAAGUUGAGAGUAGCGGCGGCAGCGCCAAGGUGCAGAGGAUGUGUGCGGCGAGGCGGAUGCUGCUCCUGCUGCUGGCGUUCCUGGCCUACGCGCUGGACUCGGCUGCGGCGUACGGCACAGCGGAGACCCUCUGUGGCGGGGAGCUGGUGGACACGCUGCAGUUCGUCUGUGGGGACAGAGGCUUCUACUUCAGUAGGCCGGUGGGACGAAAUAACCGGCGGAUCAACCGGGGCAUUGUGGAAGAGUGCUGCUUUCGGAGCUGUGACCUGGCUCUGCUGGAAACCUACUGCGCCAAGUCUGUCAAGUCUGAGCGCGACCUCUCCGCCACCUCCUUGGUGGGUCUGCCAGCACUCAGCAAGGAGAGCUUCCAGAAGCCCUCGCAUGCCAAGUACUCCAAGUAUGAGGUGUGGCAGAAGAAGAGCUCGCAGCGGCUGCAGCGGGAGGUGCCAGGCAUCCUGCGGGCUCGCCAGUACCGGUGGCAGGCAGAGGGGCUGCAAGCGGCUGAGGAAGCCAAAGCCCUGCACCGUCCCCUCAUCUCCCUGCCCAGCCAGAGGCCCCCCGUAGCGCGAGCCUCCCCCGAAAUGGCUGGUCCCCAGAAAUGAACCCUGACCAGCUGUCUCGAUUUUUGAUCUCCCGGGGGAGGGCGGGAGGACUGGUGAGACCCGGCCCUCGAUCCCCUCCGUCCCUGGGACCGCCGAGCUGAGGAACGCGGCGGCCGGGGCACCCUCACGCCGCUCUGGCCCCAACCAAACAACUGACACAGGAAGGAGGGAAUGGCGGCGGCGGCUUCAGCAGCGCCACUCCCGCGGCAUCGUCCUCUCGGGGUGGGGGGGAGGGUUGUUUUUGUUUCCCAGGCCUGUUUCGUUUCCCCGUGCCCCCAGUAUUUCCAAACCUGAACUUGCAAAGGGACAGUUUGGCACUUGAACUUUUUGCUGCCGGGCGCUGCGUGACAUCCCCGGUGCCAAUGCCAGAAGACAAAAGAAAGAGCAAGAGGGAAAAAGGAUAUGAAGUUAAAUUUCUUUUUCAAUCUUUUUUUUUUUUUGUGAAGAAGAAGAGUCCAUUCCGUGUCUUUCUUGACAAUAAAGUGAAAAAAAGAAAUAAAAUGGGGAGAAAUAUUGAGGGAUAUCAUUUUUUUGCCUCAUUCCCACCCCACUUUUUUCUUCUUUUUUUUUUCUUUUGGUUUCCUUAUUUUUAUAACUUUCUUUUGCACCUUUAAAAGAAAAAAAACAAAAACAAAACGUACCUGCAAAGUUCCGAGGAGCCCCCAUCUGCAUUUUUGUGUGUGUGCUUCAUUACAAGAUUCCAAAUCGACUUGCACCUUUUUGAAAUCACCGAUGACGUGAGAGAGAGAGGAAGAGGAGAGAGAAAGCGAGAAAAAGAGAAGAAAAAGGAAAGGGGAAAGAAGAAAAAAAAAAAAAGAAGAAAAAAGUGAGCUGAUGCUCACUUUAAAUGGAGGAGGCGUCUGCAUUGCACAUUUGCCACGGAUUUAGUUGAUUUAUAUAUAUAAUAUAUUAUAUAACUUUUUUGGCAAAAAAAGCACUAUUUUUAUGGGACAUUUUGUGUAGUAUCUGAAGAGGGAUUGUAAUGUUUAAAAUGUGUUAUGGUGCUAAAGUAAGUUGGAAGGGAAAA
This is a messenger RNA of Colius striatus (speckled mousebird), 2094 nucleotides long. It is a transcript of the gene IGF2, whose product is annotated as insulin like growth factor 2. Gene Ontology annotation, cellular component: extracellular region. Bases 390 to 1067 code for a protein of 225 amino acids. Lineage: Eukaryota; Metazoa; Chordata; Aves; Coliiformes; Coliidae. Gene Ontology annotation, molecular function: growth factor activity; hormone activity. The transcript has 4 exons. The record is from RefSeq and is a predicted model, not a curated record.